CUGCGGGUUGGCGCAUGCGCGUGAGGUGCGCAGGCUCGCGCCUCUUUCCCUUUUUUAAGUUUUCUGUGUUACCCCCGGUUCCGCUGUCUUUUCUGUCUACAGUUUGCGAUCCCCGCGUCCAGGAUGGAGCAGCUGAACGAACUGGAGCUGCUGAUGGAGAAGAGUUUUUGGGAGGAGGCGGAGCUGCCGGCGGAGCUAUUUCAGAAGAAAGUGGUAGCUUCCUUUCCAAGAACAGUUCUGAGCCCAGGAAUGGAUAACCGGUACCUGGUGUUGGCAGUCAAUACUGUACAGAACAAAGAGGGAAACUGUGAAAAGCGCCUGGUCAUCACUGCUUCACAGUCACUAGAAAAUAAAGAACUAUGCAUCCUGAGGAAUGACUGGUGUUCUGUUCCAGUAGAGCCAGGAGAUAUCAUUCAUUUGGAGGGAGACUGCACAUCUGAUACUUGGAUAAUAGAUAAAGAUUUUGGAUAUUUGAUUCUGUAUCCAGACAUGCUGAUUUCUGGCACCAGCAUAGCCAGUAGUAUUCGAUGUAUGAGAAGAGCUGUCCUGAGUGAAACUUUUAGGAGCUCUGAUCCCGCCACACGCCAAAUGCUAAUUGGUACGGUUCUCCAUGAGGUGUUUCAAAAAGCAAUAAAUAAUAGCUUUGCCCCAGAAAAGCUACAAGAACUUGCUUUUCAAACAAUUCAAGAAAUAAGACAUCUGAAGGAAAUGUACCGCUUAAAUCUAAGUCAAGAUGAAAUAAAACAAGAAGUAGAGGACUAUCUUCCUUCGUUUUGUAAAUGGGCAGGAGAUUUCAUGCAUAAAAACACUUCGACUGACUUCCCUCAGAUGCAGCUCUCUCUGCCAAGUGAUAAUAGUAAGGAUAAUUCAACAUGUAACAUUGAAGUCGUGAAACCAAUGGAUAUUGAAGAAAGCAUUUGGUCCCCUAGGUUUGGAUUGAAAGGCAAAAUAGAUGUUACAGUUGGUGUGAAAAUACAUCGAGGGUAUAAAACAAAAUACAAGAUAAUGCCGCUGGAACUUAAAACUGGCAAAGAAUCAAAUUCUAUUGAACACCGUAGUCAGGUUGUUCUGUACACUCUACUAAGCCAAGAGAGAAGAGCUGAUCCAGAGGCUGGCUUGCUUCUCUACCUCAAGACUGGUCAGAUGUACACUGUGCCUGCCAACCAUCUAGAUAAAAGAGAAUUAUUAAAGCUAAGAAACCAGAUGGCAUUCUCAUUGUUUCACCGUAUUAGCAAAUCUGCUACUAGACAGAAGACACAGCUUGCUUCUUUGCCACAAAUAAUUGAGGAAGAGAAAACUUGUAAAUAUUGUUCACAAAUUGGCAAUUGUGCUCUUUAUAGCAGAGCAGUUGAACAACAGAUGGAUGGUAGUUCAGUCCCAAUUGUGAUGCUGCCCAAAAUAGAAGAAGAAACCCAGCAUCUGAAGCAAACACACUUAGAAUAUUUCAGCCUUUGGUGUCUAAUGUUAACCUUGGAGUCACAAUCGAAGGAUAAUAAAAAGAAUCACCAAAAUAUCUGGCUAAUGGCUGCUUCGGAAAUGGAGAAGAGUGGCAGUUGCAUUGGAAACCUGAUUAGAAUGGAACAUGUAAAGAUAGUUUGUGAUGGGCAAUAUUUACAUAAUUUCCAAUGUAAACAUGGUGCCAUACCUGUCACAAAUCUAAUGGCAGGUGACAGAGUUAUUUUAAGUGGAGAAGAAAGGUCACUGUUUGCUUUGUCUAGAGGAUAUGUGAAGGAGAUUAACAUGACAACAGUAACUUGUUUAUUAGACAGAAACUUGUCGGUCCUUCCAGAAUCAACUUUGUUCAGAUUAGACCAAGAAGAAAAAAAUUGUGAUAUAGAUACCCCAUUAGGAAAUCUUUCCAAAUUGAUGGAAAACACGUUUGUCAGCAAAAAACUUCGAGAUUUAAUUAUUGACUUUCGUGAACCUCAGUUUAUAUCCUACCUUAGUUCUGUUCUUCCACAUGAUGCAAAGGAUACAGUUGCCUGCAUUCUAAAGGGUUUGAAUAAGCCUCAGAGGCAAGCGAUGAAAAAGGUACUUCUUUCAAAAGACUACACACUCAUCGUGGGUAUGCCUGGGACAGGAAAAACAACUACUAUAUGUACUCUUGUAAGAAUUCUCUACGCCUGUGGUUUUAGCGUUUUGUUGACCAGCUAUACACACUCUGCUGUUGACAAUAUUCUUUUGAAGUUAGCCAAGUUUAAAAUAGGAUUUUUGCGUUUGGGUCAGAUUCAGAAGGUUCAUCCAGCUAUCCAGCAAUUUACAGAGCAAGAAAUUUGCAGAUCAAAGUCCAUUAAAUCCUUAGCUCUUCUAGAAGAACUCUACAAUAGUCAACUUAUAGUUGCAACAACAUGUAUGGGAAUAAACCAUCCAAUAUUUUCCCGUAAAAUUUUUGAUUUUUGUAUUGUGGAUGAAGCCUCUCAAAUUAGCCAACCAAUUUGUCUGGGCCCCCUUUUUUUUUCACGGAGAUUUGUGUUAGUGGGGGACCAUCAGCAGCUUCCUCCCCUGGUGCUAAACCGUGAAGCAAGAGCUCUUGGCAUGAGUGAAAGCUUAUUCAAGAGGCUGGAGCAGAAUAAGAGUGCUGUUGUACAGUUAACCGUGCAGUACAGAAUGAACAGUAAAAUUAUGUCCUUAAGUAAUAAGCUGACCUAUGAGGGCAAGCUGGAGUGUGGAUCAGACAAAGUGGCCAAUGCAGUGAUAAACCUACCUCACUUUAAAGAUGUGAAGCUGGAACUGGAAUUUUAUGCUGACUAUUCUGAUAAUCCUUGGUUGAUGGGAGUAUUUGAACCCAACAAUCCUGUUUGUUUCCUUAAUACAGACAAGGUUCCAGCGCCAGAACAAGUUGAAAAAGGUGGUGUGAGCAAUGUAACAGAAGCCAAACUCAUAGUUUUCCUAACCUCCAUUUUUGUUAAGGCUGGAUGCAGUCCGUCUGAUAUUGGUAUUAUUGCACCGUACAGGCAGCAAUUAAAGAUCAUCAAUGAUUUAUUGGCACGUUCUAUUGGGAUGGUCGAAGUUAAUACAGUAGACAAAUACCAAGGAAGGGACAAAAGUAUUGUCCUAGUAUCUUUUGUUAGAAGUAAUAAGGAUGGAACUGUUGGUGAACUCUUGAAAGAUUGGCGACGUCUUAAUGUUGCUAUAACCAGAGCCAAACAUAAACUGAUUCUUCUGGGGUGUGUGCCCUCAUUAAAUUGCUAUCCUCCUUUGGAGAAGCUGCUUAAUCAUUUAAACUCAGAAAAAUUAAUCAUUGAUCUUCCAUCAAGAGAACAUGAAAGUCUUUGCCACAUAUUGGGUGACUUUCAAAGAGAAUAAAACACUAUUUCCCUUGCCUUUUCAUACUAGGGCAGUAUCUCUUCUAGCUAGUGCCCAUACAGAAAAUUCUAUCACCAUACAAAAUUUAAUGCAGUAUUUAUGUUUUUAAGCACAGGUGUACCGAAAACUGUGAAAAGUCUGAAUUUAUGUGUUCUAUACAUGCAUUUUUGCCUAACCUAGAGAAAGAGUUUGAUAAAUUUUUACCAGCUUUGAAGAUGGAUUAACUUUUGACUUUGAGCUUUAAACUUUUAAGUCAGACAUUUCAGGACUAAUUUGAUUUUGUAGAUAUCAUUGUAAGAACUUUAUUUGAAAGACUGAAUAAAGGGAUUUGAUUUGUUUUCAUCAUUUAAGCACAGUCUUGUGAUGAUGAGAACAUAAGUGUGAUUCUUUUCUGUAUUUUGAGGUCCCUAAUCCAAAGCCCAUUUUGCUAGGAUUUUUUCUGCUAUCAGAUGUGUUUUCACUCUAAACCUAGUCUUUUAUGACAUGAAUUGAUUACUUCCUGUUAAUUUUCUAUCCUCCCUUACUAUCCCCCUUUUUUGUUUUCAGUAUUCAGUAUUUCAGUAUUCUAGAGUAGAUUUUGAUGUAAAAGAAAAUAAUUCUUACAUCAUCUUUUGCAACAAAUUUUGUUUUCUGAAUUGAUAAUAAAUUUAGAAAGUUGAUUCCUAUUUUCACAUAUGUUCAUAUGCCCCUAUGUUUGGGGGUAUCACUCAGUUUUCCUUUUUUGUGUAAAGAUGUUUUGUAAAACAAAAUUGUCUCAAAGUGAUUAUAUUAUAUAUAUAAAAAGUAACAGAUUUUAACAAAGGUUAAAAGAUUCUUGGGGUAACAGAUUCUUCUGGGGCUUGGAAAUCUUCCAUUUCUCUUGAGGGUUUUUUUAAUGAGUGUUAAAUAUGUUAAAAUUUUUAUUUCUACAUGUGUUUUUUUAAAUUAUUACUUGAAGUUUUUUAUUUAAUAAAUUUUUUCUACUAAUGGA
Gorilla gorilla gorilla (western lowland gorilla) is the source of this 4276-nucleotide messenger RNA. RefSeq names its product DNA replication helicase/nuclease 2 (gene DNA2). Lineage: Eukaryota; Metazoa; Chordata; Mammalia; Primates; Hominidae. Gene Ontology annotation, molecular function: single-stranded DNA helicase activity. The coding region runs from base 124 to 3306 and encodes 1060 amino acids. The transcript has 21 exons. The record is from RefSeq and is a predicted model, not a curated record.